UGUUCUUUUCUGUGGUAUUAGUUUGUUAGCACUUAGCCACUUAGCAGUGCAGUCAAGCAUAUAUGCAGUCAACUAAAGAAGUACCUUUAAUUAACUGGCACGGACACUUGAUUCAUAUUCGUGACCGAAUUUAACUAACUUAACUGUGCUUGAUGGUUGUUGAGAAACUCUGAAAUGAAUGAUGGCCCUUGACUGAACUGGAUUUUUUUGAACAAAUAUUGAUAGUACAAAUAGAAUGUAAAGACAUUUGAAAAUUUCAAUUCUGAUAUUUUUCUCAACUUGUUCACUUAGGAGAUUUGUGUUACUAUCAGGUGUCAAAGGCAUGGUAUUACAAGUUCUUAUACUACAGUAAAGAAAAUCCGAGAAAAUCCAAUCAUGGAAUCUCCAAGCAAAUCAUGUAAUGUUGAUACUGAGUUCACUCCAAGGGAUUAUCAGAUUGAACUGUUCCAAGCAGCGUUGGAUGAAAACAUAAUUGUUUACCUACCAACUGGUUCAGGAAAGACAUUCAUUGCAGCCCUUCUGAUCAAAGAAAAAUCUCAUGAAGUCACAAAGCCGUUGGAUUCAGGAGGGAAAAGGACAGUUUUCCUUGUACCCACCGUUGUGUUGGCUAUUCAACAGGCCGCCUACUUGCGACGCCACACCUAUUUGAAAGUUAAAGAGUUCUACGGGAGUAUGGGAGUUGACAUCUGGGAAAAAGACAGGUGGAACAUUGAAUUUGAUUCCAACCAUGUCCUGGUGAUGACUGCUCAAAUAUUUGUGGACAUCUUGAACCAUGCCUUUUUCUCACCUCACCAGCUCAAUUUACUGGUCUUCGACGAGUGUCAUGCUGCUGUUAAGGAUGCACCGAUGAAGCAAGUUCUUUCAAAACUGAAAAGCUGUGAAGUUUCCCAACGUCCCAAAAUUCUGGGAUUGACUGCAGCUCUGUUUAGGAUGAGAUGCAAACCGGAGAAGGUGCCUGAUCUAAUCCAGCAACUCUCCGAAACAAUGGGAUGCGUCGUCAGGAUUCCCUCUGACGUAGAAACUGUCGCCCGCUCUUCCACCAAACCGUGCGAAACCAUCUUACAGUAUGAAGACAAAAAUUCCAAUCCGAAUCCAGAUGCGGAAGAAUUAAGUCGGAUUAUUUUUGUAAUGGUGUCUUCCCUUAUGCAGCAACUUGAACAACAGUACGGCGAAGGCAAUUCUAAAGAUGGACCCGAUGUUAACAAGCAGCCUGACAAAAUCGAUGUGUUGUUUGAUGCACUGAACGACAUAGACUAUCUUCUGAGCACAAUAGGACCGUACGGGGCUUUUCAUUGUGCCCAUGUCUACAUUCGCAUUUUGGAGCGUACCAAGAGUCGAGCCAAGACCGCCCAAUUUCUGACAGACCUAAUCAGAGUUUCUGCUCUCUGCCAGGAAGUUCGGGAAGUUUGCACUCCUUAUUUCGCCAAGUAUUCACCGGUGGACCGACUUUUGCUCUUUGUUCAGCCGAGAGUGAUUCGUUUAUUAGAAAUAUUACGAAAUUUUAGUCCUAAUCAAAGCUCAGAUGAAUUAAAAAAUGCAACCUUCAAGAUGUGUGCCAUCGUUUUCGUCGAGCGACGUUCUAUGGCUAAUGUACUUUAUCACUUCCUAAAGGAUAUCGCGAAACAUGACACAACGUUAGAAUUUUUGAAGCCAUUGUUUACGAUGGGCAAGGCAGCAGGUCGAAACUCAUCCCUGAAAGAAACUCAAAUUCUCAACAUGAAACAAAACGAGAUUAUGCAUUAUUUUCGUGAAGGUCUCUGCAACUUGCUAGUGGCCACUUCUGUCCUGGAAGAAGGCAUUGAUAUUCCUGAUUGCAAUUUAAUCAUUAGAUUUGAUAGAAUCAAAACUUACUGUGAUUAUGUUCAGACCAAAGGUCGGGCUAGAUCGAAGAAAGCCUUCUAUUGCAUAUUAGUGAGUCGUGGUGAGACGGAAAGCUGCCUGGCGGAUUUGGCCCAAUUCCACAGCAUUGAGCAGCAGCUUUUGUCCACUGGAAACUUUGAAGACGAACGAGAUAAUGCCAUAGACAACUUGUUUAGUCAAAUCAUCCCACCGUAUGUUCCAUUUGGAGAGGAUGGGCCUCGAAUUACCUUACCAAGCAGCAUAUCACUCAUCAACAGGUACUGUGGUCAACUCUCUUCCGAUCCGGAUGUUAGUUUGGCUCCACAACUGACUACCAAGAAAGUUGCAGAAAGCGACGUUGAUCCCAUCCAGCUACAGAAAAUCAAGGACAUAUUAAAGAAAUUACCGACUGAUGCUUCCAAAUAUUCAUCGAUCAACAAUUUAUUUCAAUGCCAUCUCUUUCUUCCGUUGAACUCUCCCUUGAGAGAUGAGGUCAUUGGAGAUGUUAUGCCCACAAAACGUCUAGCCAAACGAGCAGUUGCUUUAAAAGCAUCCAUCAAGCUCCACGAAAUGAAAGAGCUCGACGACAAUCACCUUUUCCCAGUGCCACGACUAAAUGUGAUCGACGACGAGUCGUCAACUGAAGAUGAAGAAAAUUCUGCAGCUCCUCAGCUCAAUAAGGAAAACAUCGCAGUAUACAACCGACGUCUGCCUGGCUGUUUUUCCAAUUGCCGCCCUCUUCCUGGACAGCCGUGCUUCGUCUAUGCGAUUGACUUUACGUUGAUGAAGCCUUGCCUAGACAUCACGAAACUGUAUUUCCCAUUCGCCGUCGACACGAAACUGGCCAUUUUGACGUCCAAAGUCAUCCCUGCCAUUUGCCCAUUUCCUGUGGUAACCCGAGCCGGUGAAUUUCAAGUCAACUUGUGCGGAGCUGAUUCAGUUAUCCUUGACCAGAGUCAGCUGGGAAAACUGGAAAGAUUUCAUCAAUUCGUUUUCCAGGAUGUUCUCUUUUUGUGGAAGCGACAGCUCGUUUUUGACGUGCUGGCCUCUGACUUGCAGUACCUGGUGGUCCCUCUGCAAACGGCAAACGACAAGAUCGACUUUGCCCUCGUUGAAAAUAUGAUCAACGCACCAGCAAUUAAUUGGGAGAAACCGCCCUACACUGGAGAUAAUUUUAUCUUUGAUUCAAGCCGGCUCAUCGAUUCGGUUAUCGUCCCGUCUUAUAAACCGCUGGGCACUCUGAACUCUUUUUACGUGGACCGUGUUUCAGAUUUGACACCCCUCACUCCAUUUCCCAACAAAGAGUUUGAAACGUACGCAUCUUAUUUCCAGCUCAAGUACAAACUCACGUUGACUAAUCUGCAGCAGCAGCUUCUUCAAGUCAGUCGUGAAAUAUCUGGCAAAAAUUUCCUCGUCAACAGAGCUGCUUCGACAAGAGAAGAAACGCCAAUGCAUCUAGUGGCCGAGUUGUGUCAUGUUCAUCCGCUGGCCGGAUCCAUUUGGAAACAGGUAGUCUGGCUCCCUUGCAUUCUCCACCGUCUUGAUCGCAUGUUGGUGGCUGAAGAACUCCGUGUCCUUGUCUACAAGGAAGCCAACAUUGGAAUUGAAUUCUUACCCGGAUCCGUCAACGUUUCUUCCGUUUGGUGCCCUUUGCGACUUCGACCCCAAAAGUCUCGUGCCGAAAGCCGCUGUGUUGCAGACCCCACACUUUUGGCCAGCACUUUGAAACCUUCCGCCUUCAUGGAUUACUUGGAUCUCGACGUCAAUAUGAUGUGGAGUUUUGAGUAUGAUGAAUCGGAAAAAGAUCUCAGUCCAAACCAGUCUUCCAUCGAACAAACCCCGGCCGAAACAUUCAUCGCUACAUCCUCACCGAAGAAACCAAGUGAGUUGAGUUUGCCCAAUCCUGGCAGCUAUUCUGCAUUCCGUGAAUUUCCAGAUUCCAUUGACGAGCAAAGGAACAAAUGGACUGAUCUGGCUAAUGGGAAUCCGUCGGAUGACCUACCAACUUGUCCACCGGAAACUUUUAAUCUGAAAUUCGAUUCCGGGAACUCCGGAAUGCUCUCCAAAUUUGGCCCUUCGCCCGGAAUGAUAUUAGAAGCCCUCACUCUUGCCAAGACGCACGAAGGAUUCGACAUGGAACGUUCGGAAACGAUUGGCGACUCCAUUUUAAAGUUGGUCAUAUCCAUUUAUGUGUACGGAGAAACGGGUAGUGACCGCUGCGACGAAGGCAGGCUCAGCCUCAUGCGGAUGCGCCAGAUCAACAACAAACAUCUCUUCAAGUUGGGCGCCAAAAAGGACAUUGGGGAAUUCACCGUCGCUCAAAGAUUCGAACUAAUGGCGAAUUUCCUCCCUCCUGGAUUCAAAACGCCGACGGAUCCUGACACUGACAUCAAUGCUCAUGUCCAGCAAUAUGUCCUGAUGAAGAAUGUGGCAGAUUGCAUGGAGGCUUUGAUUGGUGUUUAUCUGACCACAACUGGAAUCAAGGGCGCCAUCAAACUCAUGGACUGGAUGGGAUUGAAAACUCUUCCUCGACUCGAGAUCGCCACCUUCAACGAAAUGAAUGGAUUCCCGAUACUCCCGUCAACGUUUGGAUCAUCCACUUUAAACGAUACUCAACUCAAAGAUCAAGAAGAGGCUCUAUCGCAGCUCUUUGCCGGAUUAGAAUCAUUUGAAAAGCGACUCCGCUAUACUUUCAAGAACAAAGCUUUGUUGAUUGAAGCUUUAACUCACGCCUCCUACAUUCCCAACCGGAUCACCAAUUGUUACCAGAGGCUGGAAUUCCUCGGUGAUGCUGUGCUAGAUUAUCUCGUUACGCGGUAUUACUAUGACAAUCCUUGUCAAUACACCCCGGCCAUUCUAACGGAUCUCCGUUCGGCCAUGGUAAACAACGAGACCUUUGCUGUCAUGGCGGUCAAGAACCGUUUUCACCUCUACUUGAAGCAUCUUUCCUUGUCUUUAAACGUGAUUCUGGAUCGAUUCGUUCGAUCACAAGAAGAAAACGGACAUCUGCUGAUGCAUAAUUAUUUUGUUCUUGAAGAAACCGGUGAGCCUCACCAAUCCCUGGCCAGCAAUAUUGACGUUCCUAAAGUGUUGGGCGACAUUUUCGAGUCGGUGGCAGGUGCCAUAUUUGUCGAUUCCGGCAUGUCGCUCGAUGCGGUGUGGAAAUCUUACCUGCCCUUUUUACACGACGCAUUGGAAAAAUUCAAUGAGAAGAUUCCCAUUUCUGCCCUGCGAGUACUUCAUGAGCGCUACCCUAACGCCCUCAAAUUCAGGAAAUCGGAAAGUCUUGCCGAUGGGAGAUUGUGCGUGGCGAUAGAAAUCCAAGGGACGCGUGUGUUUAAGGGCGCUGGCGGUAAUUCGAAAACAGCUAAAAGCGCUGCUGCCAAAUACGCACUGAGCGUUCUCAACAAACAGGACGACAAUCAAGUUGAAGAAUGCUGAAGCUUGUGUAUGUGAUUUGUUUAUCUUCCAGUCAAGAAGCUACUUCUACUUAUUUGUGAGUUUAAUUUAAUUCAUGCUCAAACACAAAUUUUUGUGGAAUUUUUAACUGGCUGCCUUUAAAAUACUUUUCAAUGCCACGUGAACAAAGUUUUUUUCACAUUGUUGCGUAUGAGAAAUACGGAUUAUAAUUGUUUUUGUUUUGGUGAGAUAAAAUCUAUUGUCUACACCAAUUUUGCCUGCCGAUAUUUGUUAAAAAUUCAAGUCUUAACUGUUCAAUUAUUAUUGAUAAUUAAAGUUGAAACUCCUUUCAAAGGGCCAAUCCCUCAUCCAUUUACGAGAAAUUCUUUUUUGGGUCGUGACGAAUUAUCGUUUUGAAUUGUUACAACCGUUGUGGCCAAAACGGCCUUGUUGGUUGCGUGAAAAGUCAAUUGGGAAAUCAGACUGGCUGCUCUUUGAAACCCAUUUGGAAUUUGUCAUCCCAUAAAUGUUACUUACCAAGGCGAAAUAAAUCAGGAAGAUGUAUUACAGAAAGUAAUAUAAAAGGCACGAAGACAAAUAAUAUACAGGUAAUGAAUAUGAAAAUAAUAAAACGGUAUAGGAAUCGAAAUUAUGCAAUUAACGGUAGUAAUAACCGAAAGAGAGGGGGAAAACAAAAUUAUAUGGUUCUAAUUUCUCCAUUACUAAACUACUUAUUUGUGAUAUAAUAAGCUUGUUUGAUCCGGAAAUGUGAAUGGUAAUAUAAAUCACGCUAUAGAGUCGUACCAUUUUUAGAUAUUGUGUG
This is a messenger RNA of Daphnia pulicaria, 6061 nucleotides long. RefSeq names its product endoribonuclease Dicer-like. Gene Ontology annotation, molecular function: RNA binding; ATP binding; deoxyribonuclease I activity. The record is from RefSeq and is a predicted model, not a curated record. Gene Ontology annotation, biological process: siRNA processing; apoptotic DNA fragmentation; pre-miRNA processing. NCBI's taxonomy places the organism in Eukaryota, Metazoa, Arthropoda, Branchiopoda, Diplostraca, Daphniidae. The transcript is spliced from 21 exons. Bases 376 to 5280 code for a protein of 1634 amino acids. Gene Ontology annotation, cellular component: nucleus; cytoplasm; RISC complex.